AUGUUAUACUCGUCUUACUCGGGCUUGUUAGAGUUCGAUCACUACGAGAACGACGAUUCUGAGAGGAACAAGGGGGACCCUAAACAUAACGGUCCCAUCAUGAGCAUGAUAAUCACAUUAACUGCGGUGGGGGCAAUACUGGUGGUAGCGAUCUGCAUAGCAUGCUGUUGCCGGGGACGGAACCGCGGGCGGGUGCUAUCGCCACCUCCCGCGGCGCCCCCGGCCCCCGCGCCUUAUCCACAACAGCAAUACACGCCUUACCCACAACAGGAGUACGCUUACCCAGUUCAAGUAGUGACCGCAUAUCCGGUCGCAUCACCGGCGCCGUAUCCGCAUCCGGUUGCUCCGUAUCCGGCGUCCACGGCGCCGUAUCCGGUCGCCUCGCCGUAUCCGACCGCUUAUCCGAACGCCGGGGCUCCGUAUCCGAUGACCGGGGCCCCGUAUCCGACAGCCGGCGCCCCGUAUCCGACUCAUCUACCUCAACCCAGCGCUCCGAGUGCACCUGAAGCGAAUGCGAUGCCACCGUCCUACGACCAAGCUGUAGGCAAGGGUUAA
Messenger RNA from Parnassius mnemosyne (clouded apollo), 555 nucleotides. NCBI's taxonomy places the organism in Eukaryota, Metazoa, Arthropoda, Insecta, Lepidoptera, Papilionidae. The record is from the annotation of a GenBank genome assembly.